AUGUUCAUCGCAUUGCAGCGUAGUGAUAUGGAGUCGUCGAGCGCAACGGCCGAUCAUCUGAAGCAGCCUCGACGACAAAUGGGCCCCAAUCCCCCGCCGCCAAACGUACCGGAAUCUGAAGACGACCUGCGCGACCUGGAACAAGAUGGAUGGCAAGUCGGGUUCGAGGUGGAAUUCAACGGUGUCGGACAUGAAGGUGUGAUGGAUGAUACGCAGAGCGAGGGCAGUGGUAAUUUGGUUGAGCAUUCGAAAUACGAAAUAGGUUGGGACUCGGAUCCUCCCAGCGACGACGAGAGUGGGCAAUCUGCGGUGGUCCAGGAUUGCUACACUGGCUACCAAUGUGUGCCAGUGGAGGCCGGCAGUUGUUUGGAAGAAGAAGAAGAUGACGCGAGCGAUCCAGCCGCGAGAUUUGAUUGUACAACACCAAAUGUCGAUCCGGAUACGCCACUGGCAGCGGCAUCAAGCUGGAAAGCAGAUUUUGACAAACAGAUGGGUGUCCUGCCUCCGCCGCCAGAAGAAGAUGUGAAAAUUGAGCACAAGCCACGGCACAUUGAUUUGGACGAAGACAAAAUCUCCACCAUCCGCUCGUUGAUGACCUCAUUCACCUUGGCGCCACCUCCAAAAUGGGCCGACGGACGGCUGCAGGAUACGGAUCUGAAGGCGCUAGUCGAACAACUACACACCAAAGAA
Molecule: messenger RNA, 690 nt
Organism: Mesorhabditis spiculigera
Lineage: Eukaryota; Metazoa; Nematoda; Chromadorea; Rhabditida; Rhabditidae
Source: the annotation of a GenBank genome assembly